This is a messenger RNA of Gordionus sp. m RMFG-2023, 723 nucleotides long. RefSeq names its product dehydrogenase/reductase SDR family member 11-like. The coding region runs from base 1 to 723 and encodes 240 amino acids. Lineage: Eukaryota; Metazoa; Nematomorpha; Gordioida; Chordodea; Parachordodidae. Gene Ontology annotation, molecular function: oxidoreductase activity. The record is from RefSeq and is a predicted model, not a curated record. The transcript has 4 exons.
AUGGAAAAAUGGCAAAAUAAAGUAGUCCUAGUCACGGGAGCCGCGCAGGGAUUGGGUAAAUGUAUCGCCCAAUCGUUGGCCAGCAAUGGGAUGAUCGUUGUCGCUUGCGAUAUACGCGCGGAUAAAUUAGAGGACUUGGUCAAGAACUACAAAGGCAAACCAGGCGAAGCCGGAUCUAUCGAAGCCGUCAAAUGCGAUAUAUCUAAGGUUGAAGAUAUUCUAAGACUCUUUUGUCACAUAGAACAAAAAUUUAAGACAUUACACGCGUGCGUAAAUAACGCUGCCGUUGGUAGGGAAGAAUCGGAAAAAAGCGAGAUAUACGAAAGUUGGAAAUAUAUAUUGGAAGUGAACGUAUUGGGUGUAGCCAUAUGUUCUAAAGAAGCGGUAAAUCUGAUGACCAAGCUCGGCGUGGUCGAUGGACUGAUAGUUAACAUAAGUAGCGUAAUGGGAAAGCAGGUCUCUUUAUCUACGUUAGACGAGGAGUUCGGUUUUUACAAUCACAUGUACGUAGCGACGAAACACGCGGUUACAGCUCUGACUCAGUGUCUGAGACUGGAGAUACAGCGGAGAACCUACGCCAGUGCAAAGAAUAUCUAUGAAAAAUAUAGUAAUUUAUCCCCGGAGGAUGUAUGCGACGCUCUUCUGUUCGUUUUUAAAUGUGAUAACAAUGUACAAAUAGAUGAUAUGAUGAUAACUCCAGUGCGACAUCCUGGAAAAUUGUGA